AUGCCUGGUCUGAGAUGCAUGUCUUCUGAAACCGCUACCCCCUUCGAAUCUGUCAUCGUCUGCGUUUCGGGGACAAACAAGGUCGGCUUCGUCCGUGAUUUAUGCAGGGGUUGCAUUCAUCCAGUUGGUGGCAGCUUGGGGAGAACUCGUAUGGCUAUCCUGGGGCAAGACUUUACUGUCAUGGCUGAGGUGAAUCUUCAGAGUGAGCGUGUUGAGGAACUGAAGGAAAAACUCGCUGACGCCUUCCCUGAGUACUUGAUUGGGGUAAAGCGUACACUGAAGGAAGUGACUGGGCAAGAUACAGGGACUCCUACACUCCGAAGGCAGCUGAGGAUAUGUGGGCCGGAUGAACACAACAUCCUCGGGAGGUUUUGCGAGUAUCUCGCUCAGAAGGAUAUCGACAUUCUGGACCUCAAGUCCGAAGUUGUGUCCGGAUCUCAUAUCGGGUAUGAUGUGUUCGAUACGACUAUGACCAUCGGCAUUCCGGUAGGAGAGGAUGCGGCAACGGAGCACUUGCAGCAAGAGCUGUCAAAACUUGGUGAGCUUUGCGAGAAGGUCAUUCAUGUGUACUUGUCUGUUGUGUUCGCCAGGUUUUCGGGUUCUGACGAGGCUUUCGCUGGAAAGGACGGCCUUCGUCAGCAGUUGCACAAGUUAUUGUUCGACCUAGUAGCAGAGAAAUGUCGAGUGCAGCGGAUGUCAGAGUUGGCAACAUGGGCUACUAUGGGUGACACGGCAGGGAGGGGGCUGUUGGAGAAAUAUAACGAGGCUGGGCAGAGUCUCUCCAUAGCAGCUGAGAGAGCCAAGGACGGUGGAGUCUCGAAUGGUCGCAACAGCAAGUCGGCACCCAUUCACACUACUGUCGUCUCCAUAGGAGACGAUGAUAGUGUGGAGGUUAUUAGAAUAAUUCCCGAGGCGCAGGGGGUACUGCUGACUGAUAUUGAAAGGCUUUGGUAUGAUAAAUACGGUAAGAAUUUGCAGCCUGUGCUGGAGCUCGCUGGAUAUAGGAAUACGAGCCGAUUUAUCCAUACGUGUCCAGGACUGCCGAGGUGCCGAGGUGGCCAGAAGCAGCAAGGGUUCAUCAAGACUCCUAUAUGCUUGGCAGAUGGCAUCCGGACUGAUAUCACUGAGUCCCCAGUCAGCGAGGCUAGAGUGUCUCGUAUUUAUGCUAAUAGCGCUCCCCCCUCCUCCCCUUCGGCGACCCCAGAAUCUACUGCGAUGCUCGGAUUGCACGGCAUCACUGGAAAGAAUAUCAGUGUGGACCUGAUAUCAGCGAUUAUCACUAAUUUCUAUGGAGGGGAGAAACAGACUACUACGAGUAGAUCAGCGGAGCGACUAUCUUGUACGACUGAUGCUGCUGCUGCCGAGGCUCUCUUCGGGCUAUUGACGUUCUUUUGUGAUGGUACCCCCGCCGCUACUACAGCGUAUGGACAGUGUGGCUACGCUGACAGCGCUGCCGAUAACAGCAAUAGCUUCUUACAGCAGGUGAGAUGGUACUGA
This is a messenger RNA of Perkinsus marinus ATCC 50983, 1497 nucleotides long. RefSeq lists its product as hypothetical. Gene Ontology annotation, biological process: DNA-templated transcription. Bases 1 to 1497 code for a protein of 498 amino acids. The transcript has 14 exons. Gene Ontology annotation, cellular component: cytosol. The record is from RefSeq and is a predicted model, not a curated record. NCBI's taxonomy places the organism in Eukaryota, Perkinsozoa, Perkinsida, Perkinsidae.